This is a messenger RNA of Botrytis deweyae, 1443 nucleotides long. RefSeq lists its product as uncharacterized. The transcript has a single exon. Bases 1 to 1443 code for a protein of 480 amino acids. The record is from RefSeq and is a predicted model, not a curated record. NCBI's taxonomy places the organism in Eukaryota, Fungi, Ascomycota, Leotiomycetes, Helotiales, Sclerotiniaceae.
AUGACUUCACGCGCUUCCCUCAACCCACCAACAGCUCCGCGAUCUGGACGUGUGUUGGGACCAAAUAAUAAUCCUCCGGAUGAUCUGUGUUUGCAUAAUCGGAAAAUCGGAAAAGUCAGAGUCGACUGUAAAUUUCAACUCUCAAGAUCGAAAUGGGGUGUCUUAGGUCAUGCUGAGAACCCGGCUGGAAUCAUUUAUAUGAGCCUCGGUUUUCAUCAACCCGGUGACUGCAGAUUGUCUCAGGCAACUGUCUCUGUUACUUUCAAAGAAUACAAGGGUGGAAACAGAAGCGACGAAACUCUUUCAAGUUCUUUGCACAUCACCAAUCGCUUUGGUCCGAGGCAUCUAGUUGGCGAAGAGAGAAAAGUUUCCGUGAAAGAAAGCGUUCAUUUCACACCCAACUUCACAGUUUUGGGUAACGGAGGCGGCGGAGUUGGUUUCGAUAGAGUUAAAGAUUAUGUGUGCAGUAGUAGAUGGAAUUUCAAAGGCCAACUGAUACCUGCAGACCACCCGAAUCAGAGGGGCCACCAGACAGGCGUGCAUAGAACAUUGAAGUGGGAAUUGACAGAGAGCGAUCUUGAGACAGAAGCCACGCAUAGUGACGUUAUUUAUACUGCAUUUGCAUUUAAGCACGCGGGUGAUGCCUUCUACAUGGAGGUCAAAAUUGAAGGAAAGCUGAAAAGUCCUAAAGAUAGGAUCAGAAGAUACUUGAAAUUCUCCUCCAGGGCAAAAGAAAGCAAAGCAAUAACUUUAUUGGUUGAUCCUCCUCGGAAGAACGGCUCCAGUCCCCAGCUUGAUGCGCUGGCAGAUGGUCUCCCCAGAGCAAUGGAGAUUGAAAAUCUGCUAGCUGUACCGAAAGAAAUGCCACAUGCUGUGCCCACAUUCGUUCACCCGGGUGGGAUUGCGGCAAACACCUCAGGACCAAGCAUAAAUCGAGCAAUUAUUAACCCUGUUGAACAAUCACGAGCUACCAAUGGUUCCCCCACAUUAAUUCAAGGGGUUUCGAACCCUUCCCUGGGAGAUCCAACAUAUCCUUCUGUCGAGAACCUUACAAAAGCACUCUCAGUAUUUGUAGAUAGAAGGCAGCAAAACGCUCAAAAUUCUACAACGAAACCGGAAAAAUCAACCUUGAAGCCAGUCGAAGAAGCAGUCGAACUGGAGAGUGAGUUGAAAACAGACAUUGAAUCUUCAUACUCUUCUUCAGAUACCAAACUGGUCAAUGAGGAAGAUCCAGAACUAAAUCAUGAAAACCUGGCGAUUAUCAAAAAGAAGCAGAUUGAUGAAGAGACGAUGCUUCGUCUAUUCGAGUCGCCAUGUAUCUUGUUUAUCAUACGGAUGUUGCUCAGAGUAGCGGGGUUGUUCAGGGGGGUAACGAAACUACUGGAGAAGCCGCCAUCUUUUGUUGUUGCAAAGCAAAAUUUUAACGGCAAAGCAAAGUCAUAA